AUAUUUGUGAUGGUCUUUUUUGGCUCAGUUUUGAUUCUGGAUUAGUUUAUACUUAGCUACCUGGAGGCCUGGAAGAAAGUUGGAAAAAACGCUGAUCAACGACUUUCACUUUCGAGAAUCCAAAACAAACAAGAUGGCGUCUAUUAAUACGAGGGAAGUGUUUGCAGAGAAAAUAUGUAUUGUUCGUUCAAAACUUAAUAAGGAAAAGAUAAAGUUGUGGCUUCCACCUUUUACUACUGAAAAUGGAGAAAAGGGCGAUGUGCCUAUGGAUCUUGUUAUCCGGUUUGUUAAUGAACUGAGAAUACCAGAAGAAAUUAUUUUGCAAAUUUUUGAGCAACUACGCAUUCAUGCUAUAUCAAAAUUGAAAUCUCGAGAAACAUUUACAAGCACUGGUAUUGCAACACUGCAUUUGCAUCUUCAAUGGGUUGACAGCAACAGUCGAAGACAGAAAAUGGAUACAACUGUUGCCAUAAAGUUGGAUGAAAGUGGCUCUCAUUUAUGUGAAAUGUUACAAAAGGAAGUUUUAACAGAUGAGUUCAACUUGGAAAGCAUGAGAAUGAUUCACAAAGGCAGAAUUAUUGAUCAUGGCACUUCCCUCUCAACCCAGAAUGUAACGAAUGGUGCAAAUAUCAUGGUCAUUUUAACUCUGAAACAGUCGUAUUCUUGUGAUGACGAGGUAUCAACAUCCAAUCGUGCUGCUGAAACAAAAAAGAUUGUUGAAGCUCUUGCUAAACGAACUGAUGGGGGCCGUGGAAAACAUGAUCAUUUUUUUCUGGAAAUAAACGACCAACAAGGAAAUAAAAUUCAUUUACCUGAAGAGGAGAGAAAGAGUUUGAGUGUUGCUAUGACUCUGCAUGAAAAAGGCAGAGUAUUACUAAAACAGAAGAAAUUUCUUGAAAGUUUGUCAAUGUUUUUGGAGGCAGAUCAAGAAUUCAGGAACUGCAGAUCAGAACUGUUGAACGCCGUGGAUAAUUAUGCUGUGUUGUGUCUCGAUAUUGUUUGGUGUUAUUUUUCACUGCAAAAAUUGGAUUAUUUACCAGAUGCAGAAGAGAAGUUGAGAGUUUGUAAAGACUGUCUUAGUAAAAGCUACGGACCAAAUCUGGAGAGGUUGACGUUUGUAAAGGGAAGCGAUAUGAAUGAGUUGGCGUUAUUUGUUCGUGUACAUCUACUUGAAGCUAUAUGUAAUUACUUGCGUGGAAAUAACGAAGAAGCUUCUGAUGCUUUGAACAAGGCUGAAGUGCAUAUUAAAAGACUUGAAGUGGACGACGACAAAUUUUCACAACUAGUUUCGAUGGGAUUUUCCACCAGGGAGGCUAGGCUAUCGCUGCGUGCUUGUAGGGGUGACGUCACACUGGCGAUUGAAUGGAUUUCAAGAAGAAAAGAAGAAAUGUUGGCACGCAAAGAAAGGGAAAGAAAAGAAAAAGAAGAUCGCAAAUCAGCUAGAAAGUUUGGAUGGACAACAUCGGGCGAUUUGGUGAAUAUGGAGUAUGUUAGAAAUUUGACAGAAAUGGGAUUUUGUCACGAGAUAUCUUUGGCAGCCAUCAAACGAAGCAAUAACAAUAUUAACGAUGCACUUGAAAUACUGCAGAAUAAUCCUGACACGCUGUUGAUGGAACAAACUUCCUUUCCGAAGCAUAUGACGCAACAGUUUGUGGCCAUUGGCUUUCCAUUACCAUUAGUCGAGAAAACAUUGAAAAAAUGGAAUGGUGACGUCAACAAAUGUAUGGAGGAGUUGCUAAAACAACAAACCGAAAAAUCGACAAAUUUGAAUAACGAUGCUUCACCGUCAGCUGCAAUUGAUAAUGAAACUGAAAAUUCAUCUUCAAUGGAAGCAUACGAUGAAAAUUCUAUCUCUGAUGAAAGUUCAGAUGAAGACGACAAUGAAAUAGACUUAAAGGUAGCUGAAACGCUAAAAGACAUUGCUCAAAAUCCGGAUGAUGAUUAUCUUGACUUGACAUUAGAAGAAGAAGCAGAACUUUUAAAUAAAUACAGGUUACUGAUAGCGACAUCUAGUCAAAAUUAAUAGUUAUGUAUUGACCUUUUUUCUUUUUUCAAGAUAAAAUAGAACAACAACAUUGAA
Molecule: messenger RNA, 2080 nt
Organism: Hydractinia symbiolongicarpus
Lineage: Eukaryota; Metazoa; Cnidaria; Hydrozoa; Anthoathecata; Hydractiniidae
Product: NEDD8 ultimate buster 1-like
Exons: 17
Coding region: 134-2023 (629 amino acids)
Biological process (GO): regulation of ubiquitin-dependent protein catabolic process
Molecular function (GO): protein binding
Source: RefSeq, a predicted model, not a curated record